Molecule: messenger RNA, 2199 nt
Organism: Aegilops tauschii subsp. strangulata
Lineage: Eukaryota; Viridiplantae; Streptophyta; Magnoliopsida; Poales; Poaceae
Product: CBL-interacting protein kinase 2
Biological process (GO): protein phosphorylation; signal transduction
Molecular function (GO): ATP binding; protein serine/threonine kinase activity
Source: RefSeq, a predicted model, not a curated record
CUCUCAAGCUGAACCUUUCGCCGCACAACACUCUCCCUCGCACCACACCAGACUCUAGAAAAAGGAAGAAACAAACUCAACCUCCCACCCCCAAGAGAAGAGCCGCAAAUCUGCCACCACUCCGCCGUCUCCCAGCCCCGCCGCCCACGCAUCCGCCUCCUCCCUCCUCCCUCCCCUAGACCUACCCCGCCGCCCUCCUCGCGAGCGCUGCCGGUUCUUCGCGGAGGAAGGGAAGGGAUCUAGCCACCUCCGGGGCUGCUGCUGCGGUUCCGUUCGCGUCGCCAGCCGCCGGGAUCUGUACCUGGAUUUCCACAAGGAGGAACCAUCUUAGGGAAUGCAGAGAGAUGUGUUUGCAUGCUAGAGAGCUACCUUGCGAGGGAAUCGGCAGGGUAGCCGCCCCUGUUCCUGCUUUGAUUGACCUUGAUGACACCGCUUCACAGCAGCACACAACACACCUCUUCUUCCAUGUGCUUCUGCACAAUGGGGUUCGACGUGGCAUCUCAACCAUCAUCUUAGAUUACCACCUCGGAGGGGACGGUUGAGGCUAUCUAGCGCCCGCAGGCUCCCUUGCAAGGUUCGGGUUCGCUGCUGCUGUUCUGUGUGCGUAGCAUACAUCUGCCUGCCGUCAUGGGAGAGCAGAAGGGGAAUAUUCUGAUGGGGAAGUACGAGAUGGGGAAGAUGCUCGGGCAGGGGACCUUUGCCAAGGUCUACCAUGCCCGCAACAUCGAGACCUCGCAGAGCGUUGCCAUCAAGGUGACCGACAAGGAGAAGGUUCUGAAGGGCGGGCUCACGGAUCAGAUCAAGCGCGAGAUCUCUGUGAUGAAGCUGGUGAAGCACCCAAACAUUGUUCAGAUGUAUGAGGUCAUGGCGACCAAAACAAAGAUUUACUUUGUGUUGGAGCAUGUGAAGGGUGGUGAGCUGUUUAACAAGGUUCAGAGAGGAAGGCUCAAGGAAGAUGCUGCAAGGAAGUACUUCCAGCAGCUGAUCUGCGCGGUUGACUUUUGUCACAGCAGGGGCGUCUAUCACCGUGAUUUGAAGCCUGAGAACCUUCUUCUUGAUGAGAACAGCAACCUGAAAGUUUCAGAUUUCGGUCUCAGUACCAUUUCUGAAUGCAGAAGGCUUGACGGGUUGCUCCACACAUCCUGUGGUACGCCUGCUUAUGUUGCUCCUGAAGUAAUCAAUAGGAAAGGCUAUGACGGCGCCAAGGCUGACAUCUGGUCAUGCGGGGUGAUCCUCUUUGUGCUUUUGGCUGGGUAUCUCCCUUUCCAAGAUAAGAAUCUGAUGAAUAUGUAUAAGAAGAUUGGGAAAGCAGAGUUCAAAUGCCCGAGUUGGUUCUCUUCAGACAUUCGAAGGCUUCUGCUAAGGAUUCUUGAUCCUAACCCCAGCACAAGGAUCUCGAUUGAGAGAAUCAUGGAACAUCCUUGGUUCAGGAAGGGUCUAGAUGCAAAGCUGCUCAGAUACAAUUUACAAGCAAAAGAUGCCGUUCCUGCUGCUGACAUGACUGCGACUUCUGAUUCCUUGAGCUGCAGCAACUCAGCAACAGAGGGCAAGGAACAAGAAGCAAAAAAGCUCUCCAACUUGAAUGCUUUUGAUAUAAUCUCCCUCUCAACCGGACUCGACCUCUCCGGUAUGUUUGAGGACAAUGACAAGAAGAGGGAGUCCAAGUUCACAUCCACCAACUCGGCUUCGACGAUCGUGUCAAAGAUCGAGGACAUCGCAAAGUGCAUGCGACUGAAGCUCGUCAAGAAAGAUGGUGGCAUGAUGAGGAUGGAAAGCUUCAAGCCUGGAAGGAAAGGUGUGAUGUCCAUUGAUGCUGAGAUAUUCGAGGUCACCCCUGACUUCCAUCUCGUGGAGUUGAAGAAGACAAACGGUGAUACUAUCGAGUACCAGAAGGUCUUGAACCAGGAGAUGAGGCCAGCGCUCAAGGACAUAGUCUGGGCGUGGCAAGGCGAGCAGCAGCCGCAGCCGCAGCCACAGCAGCAACCAUGUUAAGAAGAACUGUGCCAGGUGCAACAUUUUGCAACUCGAGGCAAUCAAUUACCAGGCGUCCGUGUGUUUCUGUAAUUUUUAUUAUCCAUGUUUGCUAUUCGUUUGCAUUCCCCUAGUGAUGUCUGUGUAAACUUCAGUUAUCAUCUUUUGAUGAAGAUUUAUUUAAAAGCAUGGUGUCUUCAGAACAGAUGCCAAGUCUUUGUUCAAAAA